CCAAUGGCGCGCGUCGUCAACGCCCCCCGCGAUCGCCAUCGUGCGCUCCGGGCGAUUUGCAAGGCGACGUUGGACGCAAUGGAGGCAGCGGUGCGCUCGUUCCUCCGCCUCGGCGGCGCCGUCGCCGUCGCCCUUCUCGCGGCGAUGAGCGUCGCGGCAGCCGUGGACCAGGUCCCCGUGCUGCUGUGGACCUCGGACGCCUCCCUGUGGGGUCCGGCGACAUCCCCUCACUCGGGUCACAUCGUGACGGCAAAGGAGCUGCACGGGUACCUGAAGCCAGCCCUGCAGAUGCCCGACAAAAACCUGGUGCUCUUUCUUCAGGACAAACUGAGCGUUGAUGACUUCACGCACUAUGGGAGAGCCGACGGAGAUAAUGCAUUUUCCAACAUUCAGAGAGCUCUGGCAUCGGCUCCGUCCUCCCUGGUGCUUCCGUCAGUCGACUGGCGCUCGGCCGGGGACCUUCCGGCGUUCUUACGUGACCGGCUCGCGGCCGGACGCAGUGUCCGGGAGCUGAGACUGGGGCGCUCGCCUUCGCAGGAGCCCAUCUUGGACCCCACGCGGCCCAACUUGCUGCUCGUCAACCUGCCUCGCACACGCAGCCCUGACGUGGCGUCGCCCAAAGAAGCCUUGGAGAGAAACGAUGAAAUCAUCAGAGAAGUCACCGAGCAACUGAACAAGAGCGGAUUUCCCUUUACUGCAAUUUACACAGCAUCAAGGCCUUCCCGGGUCAUCCGCGAGAUUUACCAGGCCGCUGCUGGCACCGGCAGGAAGCUGAUGCAGGCGGCAUCGUCGGCCUCAUCGGCGCUGUCACCGGCGGCGGUGGCCCUGUACCCGCCGGUGACGUUCAAGAACAAGACGAGCGACUGCAUAUUCAUGUGGGCAUCGCGCGUCAUGCUGCGCAUCGGCCAGGUCAGCUACGACGCCACGGAGGCCACGUUUAAUGGGCAGGUGGACACGAGUGCCUCGAGCUGCUCUCCCGACAACGCCACGCUGUCUUUGCAGUUCUCCAAGAGCAGGACCCCCACUCUGCCGGUCCAGAGAUUAACCAUCAGGUUCUCCAUGUCCAACCGCCUGUACCCGGUGUCGGCCGAGCGCUGGUUCACGCUCGACAAGGUGGCGGUCGCCUACGCCAACAGCAGCGCCGGUGCCGCCGGCGCCGAGUUCAACGUCAGCUCCGUGUACGCGCCGGCGAUAUAUUCGUACCGCUGCCAGGUCGUGAGCACCAGCCCCGACUCGGGCGCCCGCCUCGUGCCCGUGUCACCGAUCUCCGCGCACGUUCACGUGUCCCUCAAGGACUUCCAGAUCCAGGCCUUUAACGUGCGCGACGGGAAGUUCGCGUACGCGAGCGACUGCGCCUCCUUCUUCACGCCAGCCGUGUGGAUGGGUCUGGUGGUCGGCUUCAUCCUGCUGCUGGUGCUCACCUACGGCGUGCACAUGGUGCUGCAGCUCAAGACCAUGGACCGCUUCGACGACCCCAAGGGGCCCACCAUCUCUGUGCCACAGACCGACUGAACGAGGAAGACACGAGACAUCGGCAGCAGUAGGGGCUUCCCCCUUCCUUCUUCUCCGUUUCCUCUUAUUUCCUCCUCUUCACCGCACCCUCUUUGUUUAAAGCAGAGGUGGGGAAUCUAUAGUUGGAAAUGUUCUGUAAAGCUUACAAGGUUUAAACAAAGCAUCUUCGCGAUAGCCUUUCUGCUAUGAGAAUUGCGCAAAUACUAAGUUUUCCUGACGGAGAGCUAAAUUUGAUGUUCAAUAGCUCUGGCUGGCCACAUCCUAACACACAGAAAUGUCUGAGCACGCCAAAGUUGCUUGGUAGGUGUCAUGUGGCCGUGGCGUCAAGCGAAAUUAAGUCGCCGGCCCUAGGUUUCCCACCUCUGGCUCGUCGGCUUGUCAGCUUUCAGUGAGCUCCGUGUCGUGCCGUUGGGGCGUGGUGCAGGUUUUUCUGACUGCGCCGGAUCCUCGUUCCCAUGAUGCGCGCUAGAGAAUUGGUUACGUUAGUCACGUGCAAUGUUGUUACCUUCUCUCUACAGUCACACGCCGCCACCGCCAGGCUUUAUUUUUUAUUUCCCGCUUGCGAAGGUCGUAGCGGGGCAGCUCUGCCCGUGAGACGUGAGGGUUCCAAUUUGCGUCAUCCAUUCCUUUUGUAAAUGUACGUGAAUUCUGACUGUACAUCCCAUCUGGUUUUAAAAGGUAUACACAACCCAAAAACCAGGUCGCUUUAAUUCCCUGUUUGUACAUAACCUCGGCCUACGUGUCCAGGGUCAUCCGAUAGAAUGUGGAGUUUAAAGUCCACUCACGUUAUAGUGAAGCACGCUUGCCAUAGCGCACCAGUGACGUCGCUAUUUCACCACCUGGCUGCGGUCUUCCCACCUGUCUGGUUCCUCAGUAAUAGUGAGAUGCGAUUUGCAUGAACGACCACACUACAAAACCACACUGUUAUUUUUUAUUUACAUCGUGAUACUGACGUAUGAAACGCGUGGCAGAAAUGUAACUCGUGCACUGCUGUAAUGACGCACUUGACAGUGAUGUUAAAGUAUUUUUUUUCUGUUUACAAAACUUAAGACAUGUUGGACAGUCUGGGUGUGUUUCUGAAAAAAGUGCUUAAAGGUACCUGGUAUAGCAUAGAUUGGCUGCUAACAUGUAUUUAUUUCAAUUGUUAUUUAUUGUUAUAAUGGGGUCGUUUUCUGGCGUUAUUUUGUACGGCACUUGAAAUGCGACAGACCGAGUUGAGAACUGUGUACGAGUCUGGCGUCUGGGGUCACCAGAUGGAUUCUGUUUGACAAUUUUGCAUGAGCGUGUACCGUUGGACAAUGGUCGGUGAUGUCUGCAACAGUUUGCACAUCAACGCGAUCGCAGCUCGACUCCCAUAGAUUAGGCUCACACAGAGACCCACAAACUCGGGAGUUCCAUACACUCGCGUUAGACCUAUUCAUUCAGCAUUCUGCAUAAUCGCCAAGCCAUGCUGUAGCAUCCUCAGUGGCCACGUGUGGAUCUCUUGGAGACCUCCGCUGAACUUAGUCACAGCUGCUAUUUGGCUUAUUGUAAAGAUCUCAGUGGUGGAAGUUGGCUGUGCAGAGUCCUUGGCCUAUGUGGAACCUGUUCAGCAAGGCCCACUGACCGCGUGGCAGAUUAAAGCCAGCUGGACAGACUGACUCAUACAGGGACCCACACUACUAGAAUUCACUUUGCGCCAGUCACAAUUGGGCCAUGAUUCCACGAUUCCGCACUCGCGGAGGAAGAAGGCAGUUGUAGCUGCCGCAGUGCUGUCGCGACACGCGGGACCCAGGUGGCUUCUUUGUUGGAUCGACAGUAAUUGUCUCAUUAGGGACAUUGCAGCCUUUGCCACGUAUCCAUAACAGCCGUUUACAAUUUAGUGUUGUUUCCUGUACACCUUAUUAUUGCACACUCCGUGGUCGGUGCUGUGGGUGUACCUGUUUAGUGGUGUAAUGCAUGUCACAUUUCAGCAACGGUGUGCUAUGCCAAAAGCACCGGUUGCCCUGUGUUUAUUUUUUAAACCCCAUCCUCGUUCCUGUUGGGUGUGCGCCAAGCAAGGACAGACCCGGCGAGGGGAACUCACGCUAGGGCCCCCCUUACCCCCCCUGUGCACACUGCAGUCCAACGGUGCGACGUGCGAUGUACAGGCCCAACUCGGAGGUAGCAAAUGGAAUGGAUUCGUUCCCAGGCAAAUUAAUGGACACUGAGAGGCUGAAGACGGAUGCAGAGUUUGUUUUGCAAUCAAUUGCCCGGGCCCCGCCGUGGUCGUAACACCUUUUCACUUUUACCAAUUUUCACCUCCAUUAAAAGGCAGAAUAGGUGGUUACGUAAAACUCGUGACCUGACGAUUUCCGACUGUGCCCCACGUGACGUAGACCUUGUGUGUGCACGUACGAUGGAGAGAGUGCCGAUUCAUUUGAAUGUAUAGAAUAACGGUGGAUCACACCAGAUCUCUUAUCUCAGUUUAAUUUGGUACUCCUGCAUCAUUUUGGACACGCGGCCACCCCCCACACACGUGCAAAGACCGCCAUCUUAAUUUGAAUCGGUCCUGUGUGUCACACGUGCGACACGUGUACACACACGAGGUCUAUUUUCAGGGGAAACAGUUCUGGGUUGAGCAGUCAUCGGGCACGUGGAAAUGACAAUUGCAUGUGAACAGAGGUAAAUUAUGUGAAGGGGGCAGGAGCAGUGGUUGGUGCACUGCACUGCUAACCUAUGGGCCUAAAUAUGAUUCCUGGCCACGGCUCGCAAUGAGUGGCGAGUGAUACCUGAACUGGUCCUGGGUCCACCCCACUCCACUGACCGGUGUAGUUAAGUACAACGUGGUCAAACAACACCCAUGUUCCGCACAUUGUGGUGAGACCUUCACCCAGCCUUGGGUUGUGAUACACUCCUGAAGACGGAUUGAGUCGUGAGGAUUAGAGAUGGAGAAACUCUGUUGUUAAGAAGUUUAUUAUUAUUUACGUAAUAGAACGGAACGUGUCGGAGUGGGAGCUGUGAAGCGUUACCCAGCAAGAUCAGGAACGUUGGCGGUGGCUUGGGGAGGACUUCAUCCAGCAGUGGAUUGACCACGCUCGAUAAUAACAACACAGCCUUAUCAAUCCACUUGUCGCAGGUUAUUACCACGAGUCACACUCGUGCUGACUCUUCCCCUCCACGUGUCUGUCCUUGUGUUAUGUCACGAUGCAUUCCCCGUCGUUAUCGCUAUUCCAACAAGACUUGUGUGCAUGUACAAAUGAUUGCUGCCGUUCCUCUGUCUUUGUACGUCGCUGGCGCCGUGUUUGCAGAGCUGAAUGAUUGACGGUUGUUGAGCUGGCUUUGGGCACAGGAUGAACCGCGUUUUGAAAUCGAAUUACUUCAAAAUCAAAUAUACUUCUCGCUGCUCUCUAGGAUUUUAACAACCAAGCACUGUAAAUCUGUGGCAUGCGUGUGUGCGUGUGAGCAUUGUGGUAAACAGAUACAAGACUUGGGGAAGCUGUUACUCGUGGGUCAGUUUGACCCGAGUUUGUGGUGUAUUUAAGUAGUGAAUUUGACAACUAAAAUAAGUGUAAAACAUUACUAGUAUUUAACUGUUGUAGGUGAUUGUUGUGUGCGUGAGCAGUGGUUUACGUGCUAUUUAUUUGUUUCUUGUAUUGAAUUGCUUACAUCGAUAUUAACUAUUUAAAAACGUAUCUAUUUCAGUAUAAUCCCCCCCCUGGUCAAAUGUUCUGGAAGCUUUCCGAGCAACCACGCAGAGUUAUCCGCUGUCGGAUUAAACAUCCACCCCUUCUGAUUUGACCACCAAGUAAAAUCCUCUCCGGUGUGUUUUCGGAUUGUGCCGUGUAUUCGUUCGGCACGGUGUCCGAUGUUUCGCUCCACGUGCUGUGCAGUACUACCGCGAAUACCGAAGCAAAAGUCUGAAAUCAGUGUUGUGCAAUAAAAACAAACUUCGUUUCCA
Molecule: messenger RNA, 5431 nt
Organism: Petromyzon marinus (sea lamprey)
Lineage: Eukaryota; Metazoa; Chordata; Hyperoartia; Petromyzontiformes; Petromyzontidae
Gene: ATP6AP1
Product: ATPase H+ transporting accessory protein 1
Cellular component (GO): proton-transporting V-type ATPase complex
Molecular function (GO): ATPase activator activity
Source: RefSeq, a predicted model, not a curated record